AUGAAGAGGCUGUCGGUUUUGUGCUCUUUGCUCCUCGUGGCUGCGGCUCUUGGCACUGAGCUGCCAUUGGCUACACCAUGUGACGAAGAGGCUUGUAAGCUCCCGGACUGCAGAUGCUCGUCCACUAAUAUUCCUGGAGGAUUACGAGCCAGAGACACUCCACAGUUUGUAACCGUAACGUUCGAUGACGGUAUCAAUGUCAUUAACAUUGAGACAUACCGUGAGGUCCUUUACGGCCGCAUCAACUCGAACCGCUGCCCAGCCGGAGCUACCUUCUACGUCAGCCACGAGUACACAAACUAUCAGCUGGUCAAUGAACUCUACAAUAGAGGCUUCGAGAUUGCUCUACAUUCGAUCAGUCACAGAACCCCCCAGACGUUCUGGGCUGAUGCCACGUAUCAAAAUUUGGUCCAGGAAAUUGGAGAUCAGAAAAGACAAAUGGCGCAUUUUGCUAGCAUCCCCGCUAGUGCUAUUAAAGGUGUGCGUAUCCCCUUCCUUCAGAUGACUGGUAACACAAGUUUCCAGGUUAUGGCAGAUUUUGAUUUACUAUAUGACUGCACAUGGCCCACAACUGCCUUAACCAAUCCAGGUCUAUGGCCUUACACUCUUCACCACGAAUCUAUUCAGGACUGCAUUAUUCCUCCAUGCCCAACUGCGUCGAUUCCUGGACCGUGGGUGCUCCCUAUGAUCAGCUGGAGAGAUCUCAACAAUUUCCCUUGCUCCAUGGUGGAUGGUUGCUUCUUCACGCCAGACCGUACCGACGAGGAAGGAUGGUUCAAGUUUAUCCUGACCAACUUCGAGAGGCACUACCUCGGGAACAGAGCCCCGUUCGGAUUCUUCGUCCACGAAUGGUUUAUUUCGUCAAACCCCGCCAUCAAACGCGCUUUUGUCAGAUUCAUGGACAUCAUUAACAACUUAAAUGAUGUCUUCAUGGUGAACUCAGCCGAGGUCAUCGAUUGGGUGAAGAACCCUGUCCCGAUCGAUCGAUACCGUCAGCAGCAGUGCAAAUUUACUAUGCCAUCAAUUUGUAGACCAUCGUUCUGCGGGCCACUAACGGGAACUCAUAAUCAGCUGUCUUACUACAUGACGAUUUGCAACACGUGUCCCAGGAAUUACCCCUGGGUAGGAAAUCCCCUUGGACAGUAAUAAGCUUAAUUCACUUAAGGAA
Bombyx mandarina (wild silkworm) is the source of this 1168-nucleotide messenger RNA. Its product is annotated as chitin deacetylase 8. Lineage: Eukaryota; Metazoa; Arthropoda; Insecta; Lepidoptera; Bombycidae. The record is from RefSeq and is a predicted model, not a curated record. Gene Ontology annotation, biological process: carbohydrate metabolic process. Gene Ontology annotation, molecular function: hydrolase activity, acting on carbon-nitrogen (but not peptide) bonds.